AUGGGGUGUUGCGAAAUUCCCAGAGGUCUAAAAAUAUGCCUCAUCGCAACCGCAAUUCUCAUAGCCACCCUUGCCGUGGUGGUGCUCGUCCUAUCCCUCACCAUACUCAAGCCAAAACAGCCCAAAAUCAACACCAAAUCUGUCACUUUAAACUACAUAAAAUGGAUACCAUUUCCAUUUCAUUUGAAUGUUACACUAGGAAUAGUAGUAUCAGUAGAUAAUCCAAACUACGGAAGUUUCCAAUUUGAUAAUAGUACAGCUUAUAUAAGUUAUCGAGGGACGGCUGCAGCCGAUGCUCCCAUCGAGCACGACACAAUCCCAGCUCGUGGCAGCCAUGAUAUUACUAUGACGGUGGUGGUGAUCGUGGACAGUUUGACGUCAAACCCUUCUUUUUGGGUGGAUUUCACCACCGGAUGCCUGAAUUUUACUUCAUCUGCUACCUUACAUGGCAAGGCUACGGUGUUCAAGAUCCUGAAAAAAAAGGUCACCACUUAUACCACAUGUGACUUAUCUGUGUACAUCCAGGAACAGAAUGUUGCCUCUGUCUGCAAAUCAAAUGUCAAGUAUUAG
Fraxinus pennsylvanica is the source of this 570-nucleotide messenger RNA. Lineage: Eukaryota; Viridiplantae; Streptophyta; Magnoliopsida; Lamiales; Oleaceae. The record is from the annotation of a GenBank genome assembly.